This is a messenger RNA of Dentiscutata erythropus, 339 nucleotides long. Lineage: Eukaryota; Fungi; Glomeromycota; Glomeromycetes; Diversisporales; Gigasporaceae. The record is from the annotation of a GenBank genome assembly.
GAGACCCGUCAAGUUCUUCCGCUUACUAUAACGAUGUGAAUGCAUGUCCAUCAGGCGUUCAUCAAUCACCAGCAUUAGAUAAUACGAACAUAUCGCAAGGUGAUCAGAUCAAUAAUCUUCAUGCGAACUUACAAACAAACGAAUUGCAAGGUCAAUUCCUUGUAGGACCUUUAUUACUGACAGUUAAAUUACAAUUAUUAACUUCAGAUGUUGAUCCGACCAGUCCACAAACUUUUCCUCAAUUACCAGGACCAAUAAAUAUUACUAUAUCAGAAGAUCACCAAUGUUUGGUUUAUAGUCAGUAUACAACUUCGCAAACACAAUUAGAUCAAUCUUCAG